Messenger RNA from Anguilla anguilla (European eel), 1450 nucleotides. It is a transcript of the gene wwox, whose product is annotated as WW domain containing oxidoreductase. The record is from RefSeq and is a predicted model, not a curated record. Gene Ontology annotation, molecular function: protein binding. Lineage: Eukaryota; Metazoa; Chordata; Actinopteri; Anguilliformes; Anguillidae. Bases 132 to 1367 code for a protein of 411 amino acids. The transcript has 9 exons.
AUUCCGGAACUGCUGGAUAAAAACACUAGUGCAACGUGAAUCUCGAGUUCAGUGUAGUGCAGGUGUAUGAUCGGAACUGUUGUUAAUCCUAAUUUUAUACAAAUAUAUAUUGGUUCCAACAGUAAAGCUCCAUGGCAGCACUAAAAUAUGCAGGUUUGGAUGAUACCGAUAGUGAAGACGAAUUACCUCCCGGCUGGGAAGAGAGAACUACAAAGGAUGGAUGGGUUUACUAUGCAAACCACGAUGAGAUGAAGACGCAGUGGGAACAUCCAAAGACCGGGAAAAAGCGACGUUGUGCUGGAGAUUUACCGUAUGGAUGGGAACAAGAAACAGAUGACAAAGGCCAAGUCUUCUAUGUUGAUCACAUUAACAAGCGGACCACGUACUUUGACCCCCGGCAAGCGUUCACCGUGGAGGACGUGCAGCACAAGCCCAAACGCUACGACGCCAACACCCCUGCUCUGGAGAUCCUGCAGGGCCGCGACCUCUCGGACAGGGUGGUGGUCAUCACAGGGGCCAACUCGGGCAUCGGUUUUGAGACGGCGAGGUCUUUCGCCCUUCACGGAGCUCACGUCGUCCUGGCCUGUCGGAACAAGACCCGCGCCAACGAAGCCGUCGGCCUGAUCCAGAAAGAGUGGCACAAAUCCAGGGUGGAAGCCAUGAACCUGGACCUGGCCUCGCUCAGCAGCGUCAAGGAGUUUGCUGAGGCCUUCAAGGCCAAGAACCUAGCCCUGCACAUCCUGGUGUGUAACGCAGCCGUGUGCACCCAGCCCUGGAAGCUGACCGAGGACGGGCUGGAGUCCACGUUCCAGAUCUGCCACCUGGGCCACUUCUACCUGGUGCAGUGCCUGCAGGACGUCCUGCGACGCUCGGCCCCCGCCCGCGUGGUGGUGGUGUCCUCCGAAUCGCACAGGUUCACAGACCUGGUGGACACGUGUGGGAAGGUGGACCUCGCGCUGCUGUCUCCUGCUAAGAAAGACUACUGGUCCAUGCUGGCGUACAACCGCGCCAAGCUCUGCAACAUCCUCUUCUCCAACGAGCUGCACCGCCGCCUCUCCCCCAACGGCGUCUCCUGCAACGCCGUGCACCCUGGGAACAUGAUGUACACCUCCAUCCAUCGCAGCUGGUGGCUGAUGACGCUGCUCUUCAACUUGGUCCGCCCCUUCACCAAGUCCAUGCAACAGGGCGCGGCCGCCAGCGUGUACUGCGCCGUGGCCCCGGAGCUGGAGGGCCUGGGCGGGAUGUACUUCAACAACUGCGUCCGCUGCCCGCCGUCCGCCGAGGCCCAGAGCGAGGCCGCCGCCGCCGGCCUGUGGGAGCUGAGCGAGCGGCUGGUCCGCGAGAAAGCCGGGGCAGGGGCCCUCUAACGCCCCGGGGGGGGGGGGGGGCCCUGGUCCACACGCAGCCAGCCGCGGAGGAAGACAAAAAGGAGGGGAGGGGAGAAAGGAGG